This is a messenger RNA of Canariomyces notabilis, 768 nucleotides long. RefSeq lists its product as uncharacterized. The record is from RefSeq and is a predicted model, not a curated record. The transcript is spliced from 3 exons. Lineage: Eukaryota; Fungi; Ascomycota; Sordariomycetes; Sordariales; Chaetomiaceae. Bases 1 to 768 code for a protein of 255 amino acids.
AUGGCUUGGACAUACAGAAUUCUCCGCCGGCCAUGGAGGGCCAAGAAGCCUCUGUAUUGGGGAAUGAUACCCGAACUGGGCGGCGUCGUUGCCCUUCUUGUCCUCUUCGCUCUUCAGCAGCCUGAUGCCUUUCGCACUCUAGCCUGGAGCAUCGGUUACGACAGAGGGCUCAACUCCAGCCCACGCGUCCUUCUCUACGCCUAUGCCAAUCACAGGCCACUACCUGCCAUUCCGCUUGUCUGGUCACAGACAAUAACUGACUACAAUGUCGCCAUUUCGAUCGUCUCCCUCUUUACCCUCCUGGCAAAAAUGAUUGCCACCAUCAUGAAGAUCUUUUAUCCCGUCUUCGGCACUGUCCUCGGUCUCUCUUUGACGGCUUUGUAUGCUGUGAGCGUCUAUGGCCAAGCUGGACCCGAUUACCUCGACCCUCGCUAUCCGAGCCCGUCGGCCUGGUACAUUCGGCUCGGCUGCGACAUUGCCGCACCAUAUGGCGCGGUUAAGAAGUGUCAAUUGGCCAAGGGUGCCUUUGCCAUGACCGUCUAUCUCCUGGCUAUCUAUGUCUUCCAGACUUGCUUCGCUAUCUGGGCCAUGAUCCCCAACAAGGAGCUCGACAUGGAGGAUGACUCGGACGACGAGAACGAGCAUGGUCCCGCCAAUAGAAAGGACAAAGGAGUUGAGAUGCAACCCACGCCGCCACCUCUGCAAAUGCCGUUCACACCGCGGACGCAGGCAUUCCAUGCGCUAGAGAACAAACUUACUUAUGCCUAG